AUAUGGAGACUCUUACCAUCCACAGACACUGAUCGUGCAACUUUACUGAGCCGACUGAACGGGUUAGGCGCUUUCAUGGCUACUCUCCUGUCACAUUAACAACUCCAAACAUGUCCAAAAGCCUGAAGAAGAAAAGUCACUGGACUAACAGAGUCCACGAGGUCGUGUUAUCCAGGGGUCCGAGUGGUGAUCUUGGGUUCGAGCUGCAGGGAGGCGCGGAGAAUGGACAGUUCCCCGUUAUUGGAGACGUGAAACCGGACAGGGGCAAAUUGCACCAGGACGAGCUACUUCUGGAGGUCAAUGAUACUCCAGUGGCCGGACUGACCAUCAGGGAUGUGUGGGCUGUGGUCAGACACUGCAAAGACCCUGUCCGCCUUAAGUGUGUCAAACAAGGAGGUGUUGUGGAUAAAGAUCUCAGGCAAUAUCUCAACCUGCGUUUCCAGAAGGGCUCUUUGGACCAUGAGCUGCAACAAAUAAUUCGGGACAACCUCUAUCUUCGUACAGUACCUUGUGAGUAA
Molecule: messenger RNA, 518 nt
Organism: Sinocyclocheilus rhinocerous
Lineage: Eukaryota; Metazoa; Chordata; Actinopteri; Cypriniformes; Cyprinidae
Product: membrane-associated guanylate kinase, WW and PDZ domain-containing protein 2-like
Exons: 2
Coding region: 111-518 (135 amino acids)
Biological process (GO): signal transduction; receptor clustering
Cellular component (GO): cytoplasm; cell-cell junction; dendrite
Molecular function (GO): signaling receptor complex adaptor activity; type II activin receptor binding; beta-1 adrenergic receptor binding
Source: RefSeq, a predicted model, not a curated record